Molecule: messenger RNA, 1566 nt
Organism: Penicillium angulare
Lineage: Eukaryota; Fungi; Ascomycota; Eurotiomycetes; Eurotiales; Aspergillaceae
Product: MFS transporter
Exons: 5
Coding region: 1-1566 (521 amino acids)
Biological process (GO): transmembrane transport; amine transport
Molecular function (GO): amine transmembrane transporter activity
Source: RefSeq, a predicted model, not a curated record
AUGUCAGACCGAAAAGUCACUGCAUCUAUGAAACCUCCUAAUUCCUCGUCUGGUUCCUCUUCUGGCUGCCCUGAAUCACAAAAUAUCCCUCCAGGCAGCUCAGAUCACCUCUCCGACAAAGCACCAGCUCAAGAGAUAUCUCAAUCUGCACCCCCGGACCCGAAGCCACCCUAUACGGCUUUUUCUGCUCCCCGCCAAGGAUUCCUCCUCGCUAUAAUUACAGUGGCCGGCGUAUUUGGUCCUCUUGCAGGAAAUAUCUACUUGCCUGCGUUACCUGUACUAAAGAAGGCAUUUCACAAAACUGAAACUGAGAUAAAUUUCACAGUGACUGUUUUCAUGCUAGUUUUUGCGUUUGGCCCAUUGUUUUGGUCCAGUUUCGCGGAUUGGAAAGGACGCCGACCCCUCUACAUUAUUUCUAUAUUGAUCUAUAUCGCAUCCAAUAUCCUUCUCGCCACGGUCCCAGCAAACUACGGGGCUCUUAUCGUGCUCCGCAUGGUACAAGCUUUUGGCUCGUCGGCUGUUGUCUCUCUGGGAGCUGGGACUGUAGCCGAUAUUACGGAACCGAGUAAGCGGGCUCGAGCAAUGUCAUAUUUCCUAUUCGGUCCCCAAUGCGGUCCUAUUCUUGGUCCUUUGAUCGGCGGUGCCAUAGCUGACAAGGCAUGUUGGAGAUGGAUAUUUGGCUUCUUAGCUAUCUCCGGCGCAUGCCUUUGGGCUAUACUUCUUUUCGUUCUCCCAGAAACACUACGUGCACGCGUGGGGAACGGAAAGCUAUACGCCAGUUCCAGCUGGAUCCUCUUCCCUCCGCCCCUCUCCUCUUCACUUGUCCCAGAGUCUGAACGAGGCCCAUUACCCCCAAAGCCCGCACUGAAAGGAUAUUGGCGACUAUUUCGAUACCCGCCCAUCGGAAUCGCAUGCGUGAACACCGCGAUACUCUACUCAUCGUAUUUCUGUAUCGCGAUUCAGCUCCCAAACGCUUUGAAAAAUACCUAUCACUGGUCUACCAGUGCACUCGGUGCAGGAUAUGUCGUUGUAGGCCUUGCAAUGGUAAUUGGAUCCAUCUCAGGAGGCCAUUUUUCAGACUGGAGACGUAAACAAACAGUCAGGGCUGUCGGAGAAGAAAAUGUACAUCCCGAGUCACGAUUAAAUGAUCAGAUAUGGGGUUUGCUGUUAGCAGCAGCCGGACUUGUUAUGUUUGGAUUCUUCGUCGAGUACGCGAUCCAUCCUGCGGCAACUUUGAUCGCUACGUUCCUUGUUGGCUUUGGUAUGUCGUGGAUGUUUGUGGCUUCCAAUGCGUUUUUGACGUCUUGCGUUGCACAACAGGCCGCGGGGGCUUUCGCGUUGGGGAAUAUGUUGCGUAGUCCCGCCGCUGCUGUGGCUGCUGCUAUUAUUGCGCCUCUCGUUCAAAAAAUGGGCUGGGGUUACUGCUUUCUAGGGCUGGCUCUGCUGAAUCUCGUCGGAGUUGGAUCUAUGCUUGUCGUUCUACAAGCUCAGUCUCCGCGGUGGAGGAAGGAGCGAUCGGCCAACAUGGCGCAAACUGGACCACAGAAGGGACCAGCGAAGGUAUAA